AUGGUGUAUGCUUUUACGCUCCCAACUACUUCUCCCCUCGCAUUCCAAUCAUUUAUCUCAUCUCCCACGCAUCCGUCUCUUCCCCAGUCAGCUUCCACUGCCCGCCAUGCCCUUCGCCUCGCCCUAAAAGCUCACAAGCGCUUACCCCGCGGCCCGCGCCAGGAUGCCCACCUCUCGACCGUCCUGUCAGCAUUGAACGAGUAUAUGCCCUAUCUUUUUGCCAUAUCCAGUGGAUUAAAGAGCUGGUCGCCUCAGGAUCGCGCCGAGAAUGCUGGACAAGAAGGCAUUAGGUCUUCGAACGAGAAUCCUCGCAAUGGAGGAGCUAUUGAGAUCACUGUGCGCGCCGAGAUCGAGUCCGCCUGGAAGCCGACCCUAGCAGCUGGAAACACUUUGCACUUAGGGUCUGGAGCUCCGCGCGGCGGCCGGGUGACUAGGCGGGGCAUCGAUUUUGAGAUUGCAUUCACUCUUACGACUCUGGGCUAUGUAUUGAGCAGGCUCGCGCGGGCCGGAGUUCUAGAGUCUGUGUAUGCUUCCCAUACACUCGUGCCGGAAGCCCGGACUGCCGCUAUACAGAAUGCUUCCCGUCUCCUCCUGCAAGCUAGCUCCGUCCAUGGGCUACUUGCUUCGUCGCCUGCUUUUGCUGCUGCUACAAGCUCCACCGUCCCUGAUAUUGAUUCGACGACACAGUCGGCACUGGCCACUCUUGCGUUAGCUGAAGCGACCCUUUUGGCGGUGCUGAAGGACGAUGCAUGGAUGGUGAAAGCACCGGAGAUUCCCAAAGUCCGCGCGCUCUUGUUUGCAAGGCUGUGCGUUCGAGCCGCAGAAUACGCGGAGCAAGCUGCCGCUGGGCUCGACGCAGUUGGGACCGGAGCUUCUCGGGCAGGCCGCGUAGACGAGGACGUUUCUCGCUAUGCCGGGGUCUUGGGUCGGGUGGCUCGCGCCCGGGCGUGUCGGCUCUUUGGCGUCGAUGCGGAGCUUGCUGGUAAGGUCGGCGAGGGUAUUGCGUGGUUGCAAGCUGCGCGUGCUCCUCUUGGUCUGCAGAGAGCCGCUGGUUCGUCUUCCCAGGCAGAUGAUUCUGGCGCCCAAUCCAAAGGCGGGUUCUCCCGAUUAAAGCGUGAAUGGGCAGAGCGACGAGAGGAGCGUAAGGUUGAGAGGGAUGCUGGCACAGGACGUGGGGCCAAGGGUCCUCUUGAGCCUGGAGAUGAUGCAGGCCGUGAUGAGGAAGGUCGGGUCAUUUCUAUGCUGGAAACAAAAUGGGUCAAAAUGAACGAUACAGUAAAUACGCAGCUUAUCCCUCCGUCUGCUCCAUUACUAUCCAAUCUGCCGUCUGGGCGUGACAUACACUCACCUCCUGCACCAUAUCAACCUCCGUCCUUAGACGAGUCCCAAUUGUUGCGGAUGAGAGCGCCUGCGGACGACCAAUUUGAUCAGCAAUAUGGAAACGACCCAGAUGACAGUGAAGAAGAUGUCUCAGCUGGGGUUGGAAUACAAGGACCACCAGGGGGGGUUUCCGGACAGAAGCCAGACUGCUUCGAGCGGUUGACGAAGACGAGGGCAGAUUGGACCAAGGAAUUUCCCUGGUUGCUGAAAUUCGUCAAUCUUGGGACAUGA
Molecule: messenger RNA, 1611 nt
Organism: Penicillium chermesinum
Lineage: Eukaryota; Fungi; Ascomycota; Eurotiomycetes; Eurotiales; Aspergillaceae
Product: pH-signaling protein PalC
Exons: 4
Coding region: 1-1611 (536 amino acids)
Biological process (GO): cellular response to pH
Cellular component (GO): plasma membrane
Source: RefSeq, a predicted model, not a curated record